Molecule: messenger RNA, 1468 nt
Organism: Manacus vitellinus (golden-collared manakin)
Lineage: Eukaryota; Metazoa; Chordata; Aves; Passeriformes; Pipridae
Gene: GNAI2
Product: G protein subunit alpha i2
Exons: 8
Coding region: 107-1018 (303 amino acids)
Biological process (GO): adenylate cyclase-modulating G protein-coupled receptor signaling pathway; gamma-aminobutyric acid signaling pathway
Cellular component (GO): heterotrimeric G-protein complex
Molecular function (GO): G-protein beta/gamma-subunit complex binding; G protein-coupled receptor binding; GTPase activity
Source: RefSeq, a predicted model, not a curated record
GUGUCCCAGUCGGGUGGGGGUCCCUGGCUUUGAGCAGGACCUCAUCUUCCCUUCUCAUUUCUCCGCAGGUGCCGGCGAGUCUGGGAAGAGCACCAUUGUCAAACAGAUGAAGAUCAUCCACGAGGAUGGCUACUCAGAGGAGGAGUGCCGGCAGUACAAAGCUGUGGUCUACAGCAACACCAUCCAGUCCAUCAUGGCCAUCAUCAAGGCCAUGGGGAACCUGCAGAUUGACUUUGGAGACUCCUCCAGAGCGGAUGAUGCUCGGCAGCUGUUUGCGCUCUCCUGCACCGCUGAGGAGCAGGGCAUCAUGCCGGAGGACUUGGCCAAUGUCAUCCGGAGGCUGUGGGCUGACAACGGGGUCCAGGCCUGUUUCAACCGCUCCAGAGAGUACCAGCUGAACGACUCUGCUGCCUACUACCUGAACGACCUGGAGAGGAUAGCCCGUGCUGAUUACAUCCCCACCCAGCAGGAUGUGCUGCGCACCAGGGUGAAGACCACUGGCAUUGUAGAGACCCACUUCACCUUCAAGGACCUGCACUUCAAGAUGUUCGACGUGGGUGGCCAGCGCUCGGAGCGGAAGAAGUGGAUCCACUGCUUCGAGGGGGUGACUGCUAUCAUUUUCUGCGUGGCCCUGAGCGCCUAUGACCUGGUCCUGGCUGAAGAUGAGGAGAUGAACCGGAUGCACGAGAGCAUGAAGCUGUUUGACAGCAUCUGCAAUAACAAGUGGUUCACAGACACGUCCAUCAUCCUUUUCCUCAACAAGAAGGACCUCUUUGAGGAGAAGAUCGUGCACAGCUCCCUCACCAUCUGCUUCCCCGAGUACACAGGGGCCAACAAGUAUGACGAGGCAGCCAGCUACAUCCAGAGCAAGUUUGAGGACCUGAACAAGCGGAAGGACACCAAGGAGAUCUACACCCACUUCACCUGCGCCACCGACACCAAGAACGUGCAGUUCGUCUUUGACGCCGUCACCGACGUCAUCAUCAAAAACAACCUGAAGGACUGUGGGCUCUUCUGAGUGUGGCGCUGCCCAGGACCCCCAAAGGAAGGACCACGCCACCCCCCACUCCUGCUUCUCUUUGGAUUCAUCCCUCCGUCCCCACCCCAUAAAGAGACUUUUUGGGUGCCAGCACGGUGGCAGGGCUCAUGUCCCUCCUGCCACCCGUGCUUGCCCCCCACCAUUGUCCUCCUCCUCCUCCUCGCCGGCGUCGCCCUUCCCAGGGAAGACAAGGUUUUAAUCUUGGUUUGUAACCCCUGAACCGCUCCAGCCCCCACUUCAUUCACUCUGAGCCCUGGUGCUCUUCUCACUGUUUACAUUGCAAGUGUUGCUGGCAUGGGGGGCACAGGGUCCCCUCGGGGAUGCCCACCUGGCCACAAACACGACCGAUGACAUUCCUUUUAGUAAACCAGAAAAGAAAGAAGAAGAAGAAAAAAAAAAAAAAAAAGGAAAAGAAAAAACAACCCAAAC